Messenger RNA from Ceutorhynchus assimilis (cabbage seed weevil), 1062 nucleotides. NCBI's taxonomy places the organism in Eukaryota, Metazoa, Arthropoda, Insecta, Coleoptera, Curculionidae. The record is from the annotation of a GenBank genome assembly.
AUCGAAUGCUGGAUCAAUCAUUAUCGAAGUAUUAUUGAGUCGCGCUACUUGCACCUGAUUUUUUUUUUAAGACAAACAUGGUUCAGUUUAGUCAGUUGGUGAUAGUUUUCAUAUUUGCAUCAUUCCAUCCUAAUUCAAAAUCAAUUGCACUUAAACUCAAGCUAAAUUUGGACCUCGAAGAAGAUGACAGCAAAGAAAUAGAAAUUAAAUCUGAAGAUUUAUCAAAAUCGCACCCCCACAGGCACAAACACGAAAAGCCCAACAAUCUACAGCAUGAAGAAACUAAAGUACAACAUUUUUUGGAUCCAGCAUCUGAAACUCCAGGCAAACCAAAAAUCGUCAUAACUAGGAGCAAUUUUCCAGACGAAGCCACAGAAGAUGAAGAUUAUGAUCCAGAAUAUCCAUAUUUCGAAAUUAAACUUUACAUGCAAGAAAGGCCGCAUUUACAGAAGUAUUUAUCUCCACCUAUACCGCAAAUAGGUAAUAGAUUGGGUAUUACACAAGAUGACUUGGAAGAGGGAGAGACUUUAUGCAGAAGCCGCAUAAAUUUGAAUUAUAGGCCGCGAAAAUUGAAAAACAACAACAACAUGCAUCGAAUCAUUGUAAACGAUGAAGAGUAUCAACAAUUUAUGAGAACAGAGAUAUGUUCAAAUGAACCCAGUAGAUGUCAAAGUUUGGAUUUUCCCCGAACGACCACGUCUUGUGUUCAACGCUACAGUACUAGAAGACUUGUAGUUUUUACAAACGGAACUCACGAUGAACUCGAUGAUUUUACUAUACCGUCUUGUUGUGUGUGUAAAGUCAAACAAAUAGAUGAUAUUGUUAAUGAAAUUGAGGAUAAUAGCGUUGAUAAUAGCUAUUUCAACUUUAACAAGGUUUAUUCAUCUUGGGAUAAAGCUUUAAGUAACUAUCUGUAAGGUAAAUUUAAGUAUCUAUUUAUUUAUAAUUCUAUUGGUCAGCAGAUUGCGUUCUAUACCUGAGAGUUUAUCAUAUAUGCUGAAUAAACCGGGGGCCCUUAUUUAUAAGUAAUUUAUUAAAUUUAAUUUAUUGAGAAAUGUGCGU